AUGCAAAAUGCAGCCGAUGUGUUUCUGCGUUCCAUGACUUACGACCUCAAGACCACCCCCUUGUUCAAGAGAGUUAUGCGCCAUGCUCACAUAGCCAGAAAAUUACAUUUUCGAAUAAAAAUACUGAUUUAUUUGGUAACCGAGCAAGAAAUAUCUGUAGAAGUCCUAAAAUUUUCUGGAAUUUUUAUUUAUACUCAUGUCACACUGUUAUACAUUUUGUUUCACUUCACAUGGACCUUCUUGGGGACGAUAAUUUUGUCUGGUGGAGCUUCAGGAAUUUCCGAUUCCGCAGUUGGACUGAUUGACGAUGGCCUGUUGGAUGGAUGCACAGCGGGGAAUGUUCAGUUGGUGAUUCCAUUCAGGACCAUAUGCCAGAUCAACAAUGAGACCAUAAUUAUGACGAAGGAAACAUUUCAAGUCUGCAACGACAACAGUGAGAAUAAUGAGGCGGUGAAAGUAGACAAAGUCGCUUCAAACACCACUAAGAAGAUAAAUAAGAGAAGUGAGGAUGAUGAUGGUGGUGAUACCAAAAAGGACAUCAAAUCUGUAAAGGAAAACAUGUCUCAUAUGGCCAAAACACCGAAAUACACAUUUCAAAUUGUUGCCGAGAAGGUCUAUAGCAUUUGGUUUCAGUUAAACAAUUCUUCAAAAUUUUCAGAUGAGAUCUACUUAGACUUCCGAACAGUCUAUGGUUACUACGGAUACCUCAGUCCCAUCGAAUGGCCUCUACUUCUGGCUGCAUACGGAACGAUAUUUUUUGGCAAGAUGAUCUCCUCAUUGAAAGAUUCAGCAGCUCGAGUCCUCGUCAUCAUUGCUGCUUUGGGUUUUGGUAUCGUUAAACCUAGGUUAGGUAAGACGUUGUACUACGUGUUGGUGCUGGGCGCCGUUUAUUUCAUUGCAUCCUUCGUUCAUAGUAUGGCUGAAUAUAAUCGGGUAUCCAAUGUAAAGAACGAAGUUAUGGCCAUCUUACUUGCUGCUAUCAACACUGGCGUCUGUUACUGGAUACUAACAUCUUUGAUGAACACAAUGAGAACAUUGAGACUAAGGAGGAACCCUGUUAAGUUGUCCCUAUACAAACAUUUCACAUACGUUCUUGUGUUCGCCAUGCUCAUUUCUCUUAUCAUCCUCUUGUGGACUGUCAUAUUGAGGAGGUCAAUGUCAUGCAUACAAAACUGGCAGAUCUGGGUGCAUGAGGCCAUUUCUCCGUUCAUCUUCAUAUACGCUUACUCACCUUUGGCCGACGAAGCAGAUGAUGAUAUGGAGGAGCAAAUGGUAAACGAGGCAUUUGGUGAGCUGAAAGACGAUCCUUUGAAAUGGGUUGAAGAUAAUAUUCCCAAGUCUUUGAAAAGCGCUAUACCUGUGAUUGAUUCUGAAGAGGAAGUGGAAACGACCUUGUUCGAGAUCAACAAGAUGCACUAA
Messenger RNA from Helobdella robusta, 1419 nucleotides. RefSeq lists its product as hypothetical. Gene Ontology annotation, biological process: retrograde transport, endosome to Golgi. The coding region runs from base 1 to 1419 and encodes 472 amino acids. Gene Ontology annotation, cellular component: Golgi apparatus; membrane. The transcript is spliced from 18 exons. The record is from RefSeq and is a predicted model, not a curated record. NCBI's taxonomy places the organism in Eukaryota, Metazoa, Annelida, Clitellata, Rhynchobdellida, Glossiphoniidae.